Messenger RNA from Leptinotarsa decemlineata (Colorado potato beetle), 2454 nucleotides. RefSeq names its product Transmembrane 9 superfamily protein member 4 (gene TM9SF4). Lineage: Eukaryota; Metazoa; Arthropoda; Insecta; Coleoptera; Chrysomelidae. The record is from RefSeq and is a predicted model, not a curated record. Gene Ontology annotation, biological process: protein localization to membrane. Gene Ontology annotation, cellular component: membrane.
GAUGCCAAUCUCAAUAAUUUUGAUUGUCAAACUGUCAAAAAUUUUAUAUACUCUUACUCUAAUAUCUGACAAAUGCAUUUUAGGUAAAAAAAAAUGGAUUUUCGCAUUAUUUAACCAAUAAAGUUACGAAUAAUACACAAUAGUUUUGCCCUAUUCCGUCACCCUGGUAGUAACUAGUACCCUGCAAGAUGUAUCAUGGGAAUUGUGUUUUCCUUGUCCAAAUAAUUUUUUUAACAUGCUUGUCGCCAAGUUACCAAUUCUACGUGCCAGGAAUGGCUCCAACAGAUUUCAAAAAAGGAGACCCGAUAGAAGUAAAAGCUGUGAAGAUGACUAGUAUCAACACCCUUUUGCCCUACGAAUAUUACUCCUUGCCCUUUUGCCUGCCGAAAGGGGGAUCUGACGCAAUCCAUUAUAAAUCGGAGAAUUUAGGAGAAGUGUUAAGGGGUGAUAGAAUCGUGAACACUCCUUACAUUGUGAAAAUGGCCGAACAAAGUCCCUGCGCUCUGUUGUGUAAUUCACCCGACAAGCCCAUACAUUGGGGUGUUAGCGAGUCCCAAAAUGUUGUAGACAGGAUACAGCACGAGUACUUUGUUCAUUUGUUAGUAGACAAUCUGCCUGCAGCAACACAAACCAUCAACUCAGACUCCAGUGAAAUCCAAUUUGAGCAUGGUUACCGAUUAGGAAAUACAGUCGGUGACAGAAGUUUCAUAAACAAUCACUUGAAACUAACGUUGCUUUAUCACACUCCAGAACCAAACAUAUAUCGGGUGGUAGGUUUCCGAGCAACUGCAAAAUCUGUCCACAUGGAUGAAUUGAAAUUUGAUGGAAAAACAUGCUCAUUUCCAUCCAAACCCAGACCACAGGUGGUUGAUCCCGUUUCAGGCACCAAAUUAUUCUUUACCUAUGAAGUGGAAUGGGAAGAGUCUUCGGUCAGUUGGGCAUCAAGAUGGGACACCUAUUUAGCCAUGAGCGAUGCUCAGAUACAUUGGUUUUCAAUUAUAAACUCCAUUGUGGUGAUUUUUUUCUUAGCAGGUAUUUUAACUAUGAUAAUGGUGAGGACUUUGAGACGGGACAUAGCUAAAUAUAACGCAGAUGAAAGUUAUGACGAAGCUAUUGAAGAAACUGGGUGGAAACUAGUGCAUGGAGAUGUUUUUAGACCACCAAAAAACUCUAGGUUAUUUGCUGCUCUGAUAGGAUCUGGAAUUCAGAUUUUCCUGAUGUCAUUGAUAACUAUUUUUUUCGCUAUGUUGGGUAUGCUGUCUCCAGCAUCUAGAGGAGCUCUCACAACUGCAGCUAUCACCUUUUAUAUGAUUCAUGGGGCAGUAGCAGGGUAUUUGUCGGCCCGUCUCUAUAAAACUAUGAAAGUGCCUCGUGAUUUCAGUACCCUGAUGGCAGGCAUUCUACCCUUCGGAGCAGUAUUCAUCGAGCUCUUCUUCAUAUUCACCGCCAUAUGGGAGAAUCAGUUCUACUACUUAUUCGGCUUUCUCUUUCUGGUAUUUGUCAUUCUGGUGAUAUCGUGCUCACAAAUCUCCAUCGUCAUGGUUUACUUCCAAUUGUGCGGAGAGGACUACCACUGGUGGUGGAGGAGCUUUAUAGUGUCAGGGGGCAGCGCCCUCUAUAUUCUUGGAUACUCAGUUUUCUACUUCAUGACAAAACUUGAAAUUACCGAAUUCAUCCCAACGUUGUUGUACAUCGGCUAUACGGGCCUGAUGGUGUUCACUUUCUGGUUGUUGACGGGAACCAUUGGAUUCUUUGCAGCAUAUGCAUUUGUUCGCAAAAUCUAUGCAGCUGUUAAAAUCGACUAGGUUAUUUUUGAGUAUCUAAGUUAAUGUAUGGGUGAGAUGAAGGACAAAGAUUACUUUUGAUCAUUUUCAGCAACGAAUCGACUUGUGUGAGUUUUGUGAAUGUUUCUUUUGGAGUUGUUUGGAUUCCGGGUGAUUGGAAUGCACAGGGUGACCUGUGGAGUGAACGAAACUCUCGUUGACUUAAUUUAUUUAUCAGCUUUAGUUUUGCUAGAGUGCACAUUUGUUUUUCAAGAGAGCAGACAUAUAUAUGGUGUUUCUUUAGUUAAUUUUGACCAUUGAGAAAAUUAGGAUCGAAGAUUUAUUAGAAAGAUUGGGAAACUAUAAAUUUCAUUUUUGUGUGUAUUAAUUAUUCUACAACGUUUAAAACGAUCGCAAAUAUUUGUACAAAAAUACUUAAAACUCUCUUGAACAUUUUUAUUCCCCUUUCAACUAAAAUACCGUGAUUUUGAAUACAAAUUUAAAAAUGUUAUUUUUAUAGUUGCUUGUUACUGUUUUUUGCCAAACUGAUUAAGUGAAUCUUUUUGAUUUUAAUUUAUUAAGUGCAUGUUUUAUUGACUUUAAUUCUUUUAUAGGUCUAUUGAAAAUAUAUAAUUCACUAUUACCACUGUACAUAUUUAUGAAAGUAAAGUAAUAAAUUCCUUUGUAAUUA